CAGCGCUGCGCCGCCACUGCCCCGGCCCCGCGUCCGAGCGGAGGGGGUGCAGGCAACAACAUCAAAAAAAUAAAAUAAAAAUAAAUCCGGGGGAGUGAAUCGUGCCGGCUCCGCGGGACCGAGCGGGGCUUCGCCUCCCCUUGUCCUUCGCAGACCCGCGGCAUGGGCGGCGGGGCUGCGGGGAGGCGCUGCCCGGAGCGGCUGGCGCUGGUGCUGGGGCUGUGCAGCUGGGCGGCCGCGCUGCGAGGAAAUGAUAACAGUGAAGCCCUUCCAGAGUCUAUCCCAUCUGCUCCUGGAACUCUGCCUCACUUUAUGGAGGAACCAGAUGAUGCCUACAUUAUAAAAAGCAACCCCAUUGUCUUACGCUGUAAAGCUAUGCCAGCCAUGCAGAUUUUCUUCAAGUGCAACGGUGAAUGGGUCCAUCAAAAUGAGCACGUGUCGGAGGAAAGCAUGGAUGAGACCACAGGCUUGAAAAUUCGAGAGGUGUUCAUCAACGUGACGAGACAGCAGGUGGAGGACUUCCAUGGGCCCGAAGAUUACUGGUGUCAGUGUGUUGCAUGGAGCCACCUAGGGACCUCAAAGAGUAGGAAGGCAUCUGUCCGCAUAGCCUAUUUACGGAAAAACUUUGAGCAAGACCCGCAAGGGAAGGAGGUUCCUAUCGAAGGGAUGAUCGUUCUCCACUGCCGGCCACCUGAGGGAGUCCCCGCAGCUGAGGUGGAAUGGCUGAAGAAUGAAGAGCCCAUUGAUUCCAACCUGGACGAGAACAUUGACACCAGAGCAGACCACAACCUGAUCAUUCGACAGGCACGUCUGUCUGACUCUGGGAACUAUACCUGCAUGGCUGCCAACAUUGUUGCCAAGAGAAGGAGCAUGUCUGCGACAGUUGUGGUUUAUGUUAACGGAGGCUGGUCGUCGUGGACUGAGUGGUCAAACUGUAACGCGCGGUGUGGUCGGGGCUGGCAGAAGCGUUCACGGACCUGUACUAACCCUGCUCCACUCAACGGAGGUGCUUUUUGUGAAGGAAUGUCAGUGCAGAAAAUUACCUGUACUUCUCUCUGCCCUGUGGAUGGAAACUGGGAGGUGUGGAGUGAGUGGUCUGUGUGCAGCCCAGAAUGCGAGCAUUUGAGAGUUCGGGAAUGUAUUGCACCGCCUCCUCGAAACGGAGGAAAAUACUGCGAGGGCUUGAGUCAAGAGUCCGAGAAUUGCACUGAAGGGCUUUGCAUUCAAGAUAAAAAACCUCUUCAUGAAAUAAAAUCCCAAAAUAUAGAGAAUGCCAGUGACAUUGCCUUGUACUCCGGCCUGGGAGCAGCAGUCAUCGCCGUGGCCGUGCUGGUGGUCGGCGUUACCCUUUACAGACGGAGUCAGAGUGAGUACGGCGUGGAUGUGAUUGAUUCAUCUGCACUGACAGGAGGCUUCCAGACAUUUAAUUUUAAAACAGUCAGACAAGGUAACUCCCUGCUUUUGAACUCAUCCAUGCAGCCUGACUUGACAGUGAGCAGAACGUAUAGUGGGCCGAUCUGCCUGCAGGACCCGAUGGACAAAGAGCUAAUGACGGAGUCUUCGCUGUUUAACCCCCUGUCAGACAUCAAAGUCAAGGUUCACAGUUCAUUCAUGGUUUCCCUAGGGGUGACAGAGAGGGCUGAAUAUCAUGGAAAGGCACAUUCUGGAACUUUUCCUCAUGGGAACAAUAGAGCUUUUGGUACGAUACAGGCUAGAAACAAGGCUACAUAUAUUCAGAACCUGUCUUCUAUUUCAACACAAAGUGAGCUGAAGACAACUGCCAUUUUUGGACACCUGGGUGGUCGUUUGGUGGUUCCAAACACAGGAGUCAGUCUGCUGAUACCACAUGGAGCAAUUCCUGAAGAGAGUUCAUGGGAAAUUUAUCUUGCCAUCAACCAAAGGGAGUCCAGCCUACAGCCGGAAGGCACGGAUGUUCUUCUGGGACCAGAAGUAACCUGUGGCCCCUCAGAUGUGUCCGUCAGCACUCCAUUUGCCUUGACUAUCCCACAUUGCGCAGAAGUGAACUCAGAGCACUGGAGUAUUCACUUGAAGAAAAGGACACAGCAAGGAAAAUGGGAGGAAGUGAUGUCUGUGGAAGAGGAAACUACUUCUUGCUACUGCCUGUUGGAUCCUUAUGCCUGUCACAUUCUCUUAAACAGCUUUGGAACUUAUGCACUUAUUGGAGAACCCAUCUCUGACUGUGCCGUUCGACAGCUGAAAGUAGCGGUUUUUGGCUGCCUGUCUUGCAAUUCUCUGGAUUACAAUUUGAGAGUAUAUUGUAUGGAUAACACACCUUGUUCAUUUCAGGAAGUGGUUUUGGAUGAAAGACUCCAAGGAGGACAAUUACUGGAGGAACCAAAACUUUUGCAUUUCAAAGGGAAUACCUUCAGUCUUCAGAUAUCUGUCCUUGAUAUCCCUCCUUUCCUUUGGAGAAUCAAACCAUUUACUGCAUGUCAGGAGGUCCCGUUCUCUCGUGUGUGGUGCAGCAACCAGAAGCCGCUGCACUGUGCCUUUUCGCUGGAGCGCUACACUCCUGCCACGACACAGCUGUCCUGCAAGAUCUGCGUCCGACAAGUCAAGGGUCACGAGCAAAUCCUACAGAUCCAGACAUCCAUUCUAGAGAGUGAAAGAGAAAGCAUCACUUUCUUUGCACAUGAUGACAGCAACUUCCCUGCACAGAUGGGCGCAAAAGCAUUCAAAAUCCCCUACUCCAUCAGACAAAGGAUCUGCGCAACAUUUGACACACCCAAUGCCAAAGGCAAAGACUGGCAGAUGUUAGCACAAAAAAACAGCAUCAGCAGGAAUCUCUCCUAUUUUGCUACACAAAGCAGUCCAUCUGCUGUCAUUCUGGACCUCUGGGAAGCCCGACAUCAACAUGACGGAGACCUUGACUCCCUUGCUUGUGCACUGGAAGAAAUAGGAAGGACACACUCCAAAAUCUCAGACAUAACAGAAACUGAGAUUGAGGAACCUGACUUCAACUACAGCAGACAAAAUGGACUUUAGUCCCUUCUUUUCCAUUCAAGAACCGAUGGCCAGCUUUGACUUUUACACUAGAGAAUCUCUUUGGCAGGGAGGAAGUAAGGGUUUCUGCACACUGUAAGGAAGCAGACGCUCAUUUCCACAAUGCAGUUUUCAGCUGGAGGAGCAGAAGAAGCCCUAUUAAAAAUCAUCUCAGUAAUAAGGAAAACACAAGCUCUCCCUGUGCUACAGUCCUCUCUCAUUUAAGAUUCAUAUAUCAAAUUCAGAAACAAAACCACACAUCUAUCAUUGCCCGGGGCAGGAAGGAGUGAUAUACAGAACCGUACAAGGUAAAUAUUAUGACAUUUAAGGAUUUAAGUAUUUAAGGAAACAGUGAUGCUAAAGGAGAGUAUAAUGCCUAGUGAUUACCAGCAAAUAUGAUGGUGAAUAUUUAGAGCCACUAGAGGUUAAUCCUGGUUUAAAGGUUUGUCUUCUUGGGGCCUUGAGUCCCCUUUGUCCUGCGUUUCCAACUUAACACACUUAAAGAGCGGAUUUAAAAUGUCAUUUCCUAGCAUCAUGUUGUCACUUUGUAUUUGCUGUAAUUUAGCUACAGGACUACUGAAAAUGUGGUCUUAUGCUGUUCAGACAUUUGAGGAAUUAAUAGAUCUUACAACUAUUUAAUUGAUACCAAAUGUCACUCAAACAAUUUUUAAAAAAAGUCGUUCCCCCCCCGUAAGUACCUUUGCUGCAGUCUUCUGCCUAUUCCCUUAACGACAGAACAGAACAAAGUCGUUCUCUGUGGAAUCAGUGUUCGCGAGUACGUGGGAGAAAUUUUCACCCAGUCAAAAAUGUUUCUUUGGGGGUAGAUUUAAAUAACCAAAUAAAAUUCAGGAGAUUGCCAGCCCUACUUUAGCAAGUUUAUGAUUGGGGAGGGGGGGGGGAGGGGGGAAAAACUAAGUGAAAAAGCAAAGGUGAAUUCUAUCAGUACAGCUUAAUUUUGGUUUAGUUUCAGAUUGAAAGGAUAAACCCUACAUAGUACUGCCAAAAAUUGGCUCCAUUUCAUUGUACAGUUUGCAAAUUUUGCAGAAUAUAAAGCUGGCUAUGUUAUGCUUGGUUUAGUUAAAAACAUAUUGCAUUUAUCACCAAAACCAGAAUUUAACUAGUGAAUUCUCUUCAUUUUUUACCCACCUCAUACAAAAAUAAUUUAUUACUUCAACUGAACCAAAAAACAACCACAGCUGUCACUGUGAGUGAGGGUCCUAGUAGAACUAGUAGCAAACCAAAUUUAACCAGUAGUUUCACUCAUGUAUUCUUGACAAUUAGCCAAGGUGCUUGUUAGCUCUAGCCCAAGGCUAUCAGCUUUGGUGACAGGAGCACAAUCAGUACAAAGCAUGAACAUGAACAAGACCUGAGGAGCUUUAUGGAAAAGCAAGAAAUUGAAAAUGUGAAUUCCGUAUUUUUAAAAAAAACAACUCAUAUUUGGCUGAGACCAGCACAACAAGCCACAGGGUGGGUACUCAGUGUGCAAAUCUAUAAUCAGCUGAAACUAUUUCUUUAUCCAGGAUGCCAGUUCUGAAAAGUGCAAUCAACAGCUCUUGAUGUGAGACUUUGCUUAUUCUUGUUGAUCUGAAAUUGCAAAUUCCAUUGCUUUCCCAGCUCAGCAGGCUGGAAUAGCCUUAGACUUACAAAUACAUAGACUUCCCCAAACAUUUUUUGCACUUUAGUAUUUCAUGCAGUCUGACAUCAGAGUUCCUGUUUGCAAUGGGAAAUCAUAAUGGCUGCAGGCAUAUUUAAGACCGAGACAAAAAUACCAGCUUAUUUGGCAGCAAGCUGUCACUUUUUUCAGCAGCACAUGGUUCUGUCUGUGUUUGAGUUAUAUUUCGAGUGACUUCCAUUCCUCCUCCUCAGAAACCUGUUCUUCAUUGGACAAAAUGUCAUGAAUAAAAAAAAUAGGGAAUGGCAUCUACAGAAAAGCAAUGGAGUUCUAGUGAGCUGUCGUUGUCUGGGAAACCUGCUACAGUCACUCUCCAGCCGUUAAUUUGUUCUCAGCUUCUCCUCAGAUGCAGUUUUAAUUUGGUUGCUGCUUUUUCAAGCUAGAUUAGGUUAGCUCCACAACAAAGCCCUAAACACUACCUGGCACGGGCCAUAAGACAGUCAUGCCGUUCUGAGGAGCCGUGUGUGAUGCCUUCUCCUGUUUCACGACUUGUAGGGUCAAAUGAUGGAGUUAGACCUUAAAGCCUUUCUCAGGAAAUGCAGUGUUUACAGUCAAGACUUGGGUAGGUUUGAAAAUCCUCUCUGUACAGCGACACCCAGCGCUGCUGCUGACUGCUGAGUACGGCUGAGGGAGAGGAACCAGGAGGUGGCCAGAACCCCAAAGUACCCCUGAAAGGGCCUGCAGACAGGAGGGAUCUGGGCUGCACACCAAAAUCCAAGUCAGAGCCAGCAAAGCCUAGUGUCUGAGCUAACGUACUGAAAAGGAAUAGAUGCUGAAGUUUCUUACAGUGCCAGGGAUGAAGCUGUUCAGUCUGGGGCCUGAGGUAAGAUUUUAAUUUUGCAGUACUCGAUGAAGCAUUCUUGCUUCCCUUUAGGUUUCGUUUCCUGGUUUUUGUUCAGUUACAGCAAAGCAGCUUCCUUGUUGCUGACCUUCCUUUUGUGAGCCUAAACCAAGAACACUGAUUUCUUCUAACCUAUUACAGUUUGAUGCCCUGGUAUUGUUUAACUGGACUAGAAAUGCCAUAAUACUUCUGUACUUUAUCCCCCUGGAAAGGAAUUUGAAACAGUAACUAGACUGCUGGCCUACACUGCUGGUGUGAGUUUAUCGAGAUGAACACCUGAGUCUUCUCAGAACUGCCAUAGUACAUCAGACAAAACAUCCAUUUAGCCACAAGUGCCACAAUCCUGUUUGUGUCUUUUUCUUUAAACAGCCUUUCCUUUCCAAGCUUUCCUUUGUUUAACACUUGCUGCCUAGCACUUGCACUGGGCCUCCCUAGCUCCGUGUAAUAAGGAAUACUGAACAACUGUUACCAAAUCACCUUGUCCACAUUAUUCAUUAUCUUACAGACUUCAUUUCCCCUCACUCUCUUUUCUAGGCUGAAAAAUCCUGCUCUAUUCUGUUUCCCUGAACAGCCUUGUUAUUCUCUGUAUCAUCUCUAGUUAUGUAUCUUUGUGGAGAUGGAGUGACCAAUGACCUGUCUGCUAUUCAACGAGAAUGCAGACUAAAUCACUCAAUUCUUUCAUUUCCUCCAUUCCUCACUGUUCCCACAUUCCGUAUCAAUCACAGAGGAUGAAGAUCUUGCUAUCGCAUAAAGCCACGAGAAAUGCCUGUGAGAGUGUGGGACUCCUGAGAGCACAGUAACUGACUUUACUGUGUAAAUGACUCAAGCUAAUACAUCAUCAGAGUGGAUUCAGCUGCCUGAACAUCCAGAACAUAAAACUGAGGAAAAACUGCGUAGCUUUAAGAUAAGACCGAGAUGUGACAGAGAAUGUCAAAUCAUAAAGUCUUCUGUAAAGAAGAAAUUCCUUGUUCUCCGUGAUAACGAUGGUCAGAGUAAGCAGUAAUCAGACAAUAACUUAGACCUGAGGUGGAAAGAUAGGCUCAGUCUUUUUCUCUUCCCUUUUCUCCUACUCCUGGGAAAUUUGCAUCUGUUGAUUACCAUCUGUAUCUGGUACAGAUACGCCUGUUUUCAGAUGCUCCCUUUCUGUUGUUUUACGUUAGCAUCAUGGGAUGAUAUUAAUAAAACUUAGCACUUUUAAUUAUAGAGGCUUGUGCCGGAUCUCCUCCCCUUUUCAUGCACUGUCCCAGUUUUAGAGAUAGAGAAAUUAUAACAUGGGGGGGAUAUUUCUGCUACCAUAUAAAUGAGCUACAAAUGGAUUUUGCUACCAUUAACAACAAAUAGCAAAACACUAGAAGUAAAAGAUGUUAAAUGUUGUUUUCUUUUGCUCUUUCACAGUAAGAAGCAGCUGAUAAAUUCUGUCAGCUUUUUCCCCCCCCAGUCAGCUCUAAGGAUGCUUUGCAACACAGUAUUCUCGCAGAAUGAUAAUUCAGAAUUUGUAUGCAAAUGCUGCACAAAUAGAUAUGUUGGAAAGGAUUAGCAAUCUUAAAAUUCUAAGAGCAUAUUUUUAACAGCACUGUUGCAAAGAUUGUUUUUGGAAAUCCGUGUGUGUAUGUAUGUGAUUUGAUCCAAAACCCAGAAGUAAAGGCGCAUCUGAAGUAGGAUUAGAGGCCAGAAAUUCAAACUUGAUUCUUUUCCUCUAUUUUAUAAAUGAUUACUUUCGAAAUACAACUUUAAAAAGUGUCUUCACAAACCAAAAAGUAAAAGAGAAAUGCCACUGUGUACACUUCAGAUUCCAUCUAGCUGCCCUGAGCCCGACGCAGUGAAAUAGCCAUGCUGAUUUUACAUCACCAAAGAAUCUGCUCGAGUAUUUUUUCAUCUUCCUAAGCACUUCCAGAUACUUCUGUACUGUGAGUCAUUUAAGACUAAUAGUUACAUUUUUUAAAUGACUUACAAUUUUGUCACUAAAAUGGUGCACUUCACAGCUUUGCCAGACUGCAGCAUCGUAAAGCUAAUUUACAGUUUUUACAACAUUGCUUUUGCAGUCUUAGUAGUUUACAUUAAAAACCUUUAAGCCACUAAGAAAAGAAGCCUGCUCUGUAGAUUUAAAUUCUAACCUCAUUUACCAGCGCAAGUCCCAUAAAGCCACGAUGUACUCCUACAAAAAUGUUAUUGGACUUCUUGUAAUAGAUGGAAAGGUAUCAACACAAUUCUCUUACAAUACAAAGCACUAUUUUUGUUAAUAUUUUUAUCUCUGGCAACAGCUGGUCCCCUCCUCCUUGGGCCUGUGCACAGCUUGUUUUCAGCACGUUAAGAGAGAAGCUGAUCAGCCUAAGGGGCCUGAUCAGAGAUCUCUGUGUGGGCCUCAUACCACAGGUCCGUUCUGUUUUGUGGCGUUUUUUUUUUCAGGUGAAAGGCAUUGCUGUUAGAGAGUUUUAAAACAUUCAGUAACUGAUGGACUCCAGCUACUACCUUCCACUAGAAAAAAAAUAUAGCUUAGGUAUACAGUGAAGCUAAAACAAGUGAGAAACUGUCGGGGGACUUCUCGUCAUGAUUUGAUAUUUUUCAGUCUGUUUAAGCCUGUAGAACACAGAGUUACAUUUAAGCAAAGGACUGCGUUACGUCUCGGAUGGUAAUUAACUGAACGGAAACAGGAAAUUCUAUCUAAGUCCUCAACAGCUGUGACUGAUCUGAAGAUUUGUCUUUCUAGCCUUUGUGUUACUGAUUUGGAUGAUACAUAGGAAGUUCUCACACUUUUUAUACAGCCGUAGAGAUGGUUAACGUUAUUCACUGAGAACCUUUUGCAUGUUAAACCUGCUGAAGAGUGUUUUCCAUGGGAUGUUUGUUUGUGAUAGAUGCUUGGUAAAAUUACUCCCUUGACACGAUUCCUGCUUCAGGAGAGGCUGGUGGUUUUUCUGCAGCAGCAUGUAAAAUGGCACAUAUAUCCUCUCCUGCAUAGGUGAUGAUUGUCUAGUUAAAAAUUACCUAGAACUUAAAGGUUUCCUGGAUAAAUACAGUAACUUAACCAGCAGGUAUAUGGCACACAACACCCACAGCAACAACAACAAAACCUCAAUCCACUGGCGAAAGAUCAUGAUUCAUUUUCUAAUAACACAGUCUAGCUUUUCUCUCUCAUUACCAACACUAACAAACAGUAGCAAAAAUCUCCUGUCCAACAUGGACAAAAAUAAAUAAACCGCUCUAAGAUUAAAGAAUCACUUAGAGAAGCAUUUGAUAGUAACAGUGCCCGCAAUGCAGCAAACAGAACCGAUGUUCUACUCAUUGCCACAAGAAAAACCUGUCAGUAUUCUUGUUCACUGUUCUGUCCAAAAAUAAAAUAAAUGUCUAGGAAUUUGCCACUAUAUUUUUUGUAUUAGAGGUGAAUAGUACAGACUUUACUAGUGUUUCUUGUCUGGGGCUUGGGUGGGUAGGGGUGUAUUGUAAUUUUCAAGCUAUUGCAAAAGCUGCAUUUAAAUAAGCUGUUCAGUUGUUUUGAAUAACUGGUUUGUGCUUUACAAGGGAAUCCAGGUGAGCCAGGAUUCAAUGGGUAGCCUUCUUGCCUUGCUGUCACAGGGUAACUAGAGCUGAAGUCACUUGUGAAAAUUUAGUUAAGGGAUAGGGAGAUUAGAUGACCCAUCCCUGAUCUGUAAUGUAGUGUACUGUAACCUAAUGAGAUUAGCCGCUCACCUACUGUAGAACUGUGGUUUUGUCAGCAGCUACUUAGUUUGUCUGCCCCUGGUGUGGUAACCUUGGUUGAGAAUGUACUUCUGCAGAUUUAAGAAGAUGUCACCCCCCCGUGUUACCUGGUCUCUGUAUAUAAAUCUUAUUGUCUAAUCCCAAAAGGAAAAGUGUAGCAGAAUAGGAAGUUCAGGGUGCUGCGCACCGAGCCUGGUGUAAGUUUUUCUGACACAGCAGGAGGGGGAAGACAUGGAUCUAACAGCAAGUGUAUUUGCUACAGAGAACAAGAAUGUUUCCUAACAAAUCCUCACUUAGAACUGGCUGAAGCUUUGUUUUUUCAGUUUAGAAUUGUAAGACCUGGUAUUUCCCUUACUGAGGUUUGCAAUAUUAACAUAACGAUGAUGGCAUCCUUCCAAACAGUGCUUUCAGUUUUCCCCCAUUUGUGCACUGAAGUUGGCAGGGGAGGGAGGAAUAUUUUUACAUGCGUUCUUUCCACUUUCAGUCUAAAAAGCAGGUACCAUCACUGAAUCUCACAGUUUCCUAAUGCAUCGGUAAGCAGUACACAGGUGCCUCACUGGGGAGGUGGCAUGUAUGUGCUCCUGGUAUAUAUUUGGGAAUAAUAAACAGACACCACGUAACUUGUGACUUGGGAAGUAGUCACCUCCUCCCACCUCUUAAUCAAAUCCAUUCCCACUCCAACUCUGAUCUCAGUUUAUAAAUGGGUACAAAAACUUUAAAUGCACACCUGUUUUAAUUCAAAAGAAGUAAAAUUGAAUGCUGGUCAGUCUGUCGAGACUUAAAUCAGUGUUUUUCAUGGCUAGAGCUACCUAACUGAAAAUUUCCAUUGCAUUUCCAAUUUCCAAAACUUUUGACCAGCCUUUUGACAAAACGGGGAGAGAGGAACCUCAACCUAAACACACACACACACAAUAAAUAAAUAUUAAAACCACGCACACACACUAAAUAAAUAUUAAAACCACUAUUCCUGUAUAGUGAGACGUAUUUUCUCUUCUGCUCCCCUAUUUAUACAGUGAACAGGUUCUGAAACGUUGACUUUUGCUCAGUCAACUGCGCAUUCUUCCCUCCCCCCGCUUCUCCCCAUGGUUUAAGUAUGUUUAGAACUGAAAAAAGAGCAGAGGUUUGAUUGCUUUCUAUAGUAUGAAGCUGAAGGAGUAAGAAGGAGAGAUAGAAGGACAUUAAAUGAAAAGCAUGGCCUUGGCUUCAUACCACACUUUCUGUGCCUUGUUCUAUCGAUGUAAAUUCUGAAUGUUGUACAGUAAAAUACUUGGGAAAGACUCCUUGGAAAAGGCUGCACUGGCUUCUUUUUUCAGCACAUGUACAUAUAUAAAUAUAUAUACAUAUAUAUAUUUGGUAAUGCCAAACAGCUGUGUUAUAUUGUACUGAAAAUGUAAUAAUGGACAGUUUGGAUGUUUUAUGUAGAGUUUGCAAAAAUUGUACGGCUAUAGCCUUUUGAAGAUAAAUGUACAGACAUAAAUUACUGCAUAUCAGUUAUUUAUGAAUAAAGAGUCUUUUACUGACAUCGCA
Messenger RNA from Oxyura jamaicensis (ruddy duck), 10736 nucleotides. RefSeq names its product unc-5 netrin receptor D (gene UNC5D). Gene Ontology annotation, molecular function: netrin receptor activity; protein binding. The coding region runs from base 163 to 3006 and encodes 947 amino acids. Gene Ontology annotation, biological process: netrin-activated signaling pathway. Gene Ontology annotation, cellular component: membrane. The transcript has 17 exons. NCBI's taxonomy places the organism in Eukaryota, Metazoa, Chordata, Aves, Anseriformes, Anatidae. The record is from RefSeq and is a predicted model, not a curated record.